UAAGAAGUGACAUGACUAUAUUAUUUUAUCAAAUAAACAAUGAAAAUGAGUAAAAAAUGAAUAAAGUUUGAUCUUGUAAAUGGUAAAAAACACAACUUAAAUUGAAAUGGAGAGAAUAUUUUUUUCUUCAAGUUCGCCCCCAGUGGUUUUGAAUCCUGGAUCCGCCACCGCCACUUCCAGUUGCCGUUGAAAUCGUGAGUCCACCACAACUGACCCCGUCAAGAUCUUUGUCACUGCCUUAGCUCCUUAGAGUUUUAACCCUCCACCCCGAGCUAAAAAAAAUAACAACUCACCUUUGUUAACACUCUCUGAGACCACCCAUCUAGCAAUUAGCUUCUUUCGAUCUGCCCAUCUUGCACCGCCGCAGCAACACCUGCAGGACACGCCGCCCGACCUCUUCCUGCCGGGAAGACUUUCAACACAAGACAUAAACCACAGUUUUCCACUCCGCUAGACCACCGAUCUCCUCAGGUCCUGUUCUCGCACCAUACUUCACAAAAGCCAGCAUGUCGCUUCAUACCUGGUCCUCAUGCCAUCCACUUUGUUCUUGAAGUUCCAUGGUCGCCUUCUGGCAAAAAUCGACCAGUCCCUGGGUUCUCAAAAUUUCUCCUUUUACCGCUUAAAAAUCCCUCCUGCUCAGCGCAACCAAGCUCCGAUACCAAUUGUUGGGAUUUUAAGCGCGUAAGAUACCAAAAAUAUUGAGAACACCAGAAAAAUGAGAGCACAAACACAAGAAGAAUAUAUGAGAGAAAAAAUUGUAUUUCCACUAUUUCAGGACAAUAUACAAAAAACUCUCCCAUGUUUACAAGACUAAAUUUCACACACUCAUAAACAGAUCUUUCACACCCUACACUUGGAUGUAUUUUCGAGUAACUGAAUAAUAGUUACUCCCUACACUCACUCACACAAUAUUGGUGAUAUCUUGUGUAGCACCUCUCUCUUCACACCCUUUCUCUCUUGGCCGUGUGUAAACCCACACACAAAUAUAAGGAAAAACAUUCCUCUUAUAAGAGGCCAAAUUGUUUAAUAAAAAGGAUUGAAUCUUUGAUUUGGUUUGUUUUUGUUGGAUUAAUUUGACUUUGAAGGAAUUUUAGCCUUUGUGCUACUGUCAAAUCUAAAUUCGAAAAGGUGUUUGAAAACAGGUCUUUGUUUAAACUUGGAUUAGAUUAAUUUAGGACGGCCGCCUAAACUCUAAUUCCAAUUGACAGUUUUAAGAUCUUGACAUUUUUGUGGGAAACAUCAUUCAUCGCCCAGAUUUCAUACCCAAUCUCACAUCUGUCAAGAACUUCACAAAAAAAUCAGAUACAAUCCAGUAAAAUGCUGAUGUUGGAAUCCGCUGCGGCUGGCGGUGUCAGAAUUCCAUCCCGGAACUUUUAUCGCCUCUUCUCACGGUCCGCCGGACAUAGGAGUCGAGUUAGAGGAUUGACGGAAACUUCUUGCGGGAAGAAGUUCUGGAGGGACAAUAAAAGAAUUAGGGCUUCCUCUAAGGAACAAUUCAGCUCUUCCGGGUCGGAGCCUGUAAAGAGGAGUGUGAAGCCGAUGGGAUAUCAUCAGUUGGAGGACAUUGCUGUGUCGGAGUUAAAGGAGGAGGGUGAAGCACGACUUACGCCUGCUGAAACUACCAGAACAUUAAUUGAGGUUAACAAUAGCGCAACACUUGUGUUUACCGGUGUAGCGAGCAAUGAAACACAUGAGAACAUUUUCUGUCAGGAUUUACCUUAUCUAACUGAUGAACAUGGAAGCAUUUACUUUCAAGUAAUGGAUGAAGAAAACCUUCUGCAAAAUCUGACAAGCUAUGAAAACCAUGUGCAAGUUUUUAUUGGCCUAGACUCUGUAGACGUGCUAAGUGAAAUGCAGUCAUUCAUCCAAUCAGAAAUUGAUUUUGGCAUUGAUGAAUUUGAUGACGAGGAUGCUAUUAUUAAUGGUGACUACAGUGAUGACAAUGAGGGUGACAUUGACGAUGAUGAUCAUGGCGACGUCAAUGAUUAUGAAGAGGAAUGGGAUACUGUUCUUGACCAUGAAGAUGACGGGGAUGAUGGUUCUGAAGGAUCAUUAGUUGACUGGUCAAAGUUGGAGACCAUGCGAUCUUCUCAUCCUAUGUAUUUUGCCAGAAGGCUUACCGAGGUUGUAAAUGAUGGUCCAAUAGAUUUUAUGGAACAGUCUCCAGUAGGCCUAUCAAUACAAGGCAUUCUAAGGACAGCCUACAUUGAAGAACACACGAUCCUCCAAAAGCAGAUUUCUGACAACGAAUUCAGUGAUAUGGAUUGGAGUCAAAAUGCAAAAUCUUCAGCUUGUAAAGAAAGAAGUAUUGCUGGGAUAAAUGGCCACGGACACAAAAGUGGAUCAGAUCAAGAUGACUCAAAAUGUGCAGAGGAAUUGGAGAAGGACGAAGGCCCGGGAAAUGGAACCUCAUUUUACAAACUAGAAAUGGUUAAGAUUCAGUUUAUUUCUGCUCAUGGGCAUCAGACUGAUGUUGAAAUAGAAGAUUUCAGGAGAGCUCAGCCUGAUGCAAUUGCACAUUCGGCAGUAAAAAUAUUGUCUCGUUUUAAAGCUGGUGGUGAAAAGACCAUUCAAGCUCUCAAAUCUCUCUGCAUGCGACAAAAGGGUAUCCAAGUGGAGGAAGUAGCUCUGAUAGGUGUGGAUAGCCUUGGUAUUGAUCUGAGAGUUUGCUCAGGAACACAAGUCCAAACAUUACGCUUUCCCUUUAAAAAACGGGCCUCCUCAGAGUAUAGUGCCGAGAGACAAUUGAACAAUAUAUUGUUCCCAAGGCUCCCAAAGUUGCAACAGAGGAAAAAAGCUCAGCAAGCCGAAUCUUAGUUGAUCAAGUUGUCAACUUUAUGUCCUUGGCUGUGAGGAUAUUGCACAUUAUAGAUUCAAGGUGCUUUACUCUGUUCCAUCAUUUUUUCUCUCCCUGCAUAUAUAACUCUUGCUGAUAAGUACUGGCAAUACAGAAUUGCAGAUCCGCUCAACGAACCUUAUAACAUAUGCUAAUUUGUAGUAAUACAGAAUAAAUUAUGCCGAGUCCGAAUGUUAUAUGUAGUACAGAGUAUUAUAUAAUUAAUAUUAGAUGACGUCGCCCCGAUUCUUGUUUGGCAAUCGGUUUCUUUGUCAAAU
Messenger RNA from Cuscuta campestris, 3114 nucleotides. The record is from the annotation of a GenBank genome assembly. Lineage: Eukaryota; Viridiplantae; Streptophyta; Magnoliopsida; Solanales; Convolvulaceae.